Molecule: messenger RNA, 348 nt
Organism: Fulvia fulva
Lineage: Eukaryota; Fungi; Ascomycota; Dothideomycetes; Mycosphaerellales; Mycosphaerellaceae
Exons: 2
Coding region: 1-348 (115 amino acids)
Source: RefSeq, a predicted model, not a curated record
AUGAAGGGAGGAGCUGUGCUUAGCCCGGUACUAGCCACAGCACUCGGAGUCCUCGUCGCAUACAGCACCUUCCAGCCCGAACUUGACAAGCAGCGGCAGGAGAAACUGGGCACCUUUUCCAAAGAGCACCAGUCCAAGGAAGAUAGAGACAAAAUGUUGAGCAACGCAAUUCGAAGUGACCUUGAAGAGGCAAGACAGGAGGCGCUAGCAUUGCAGCCUAAGGAAGGCUUCGCUUGGGGCAUCAGGAAAUGGUUCAAUAGUAAGCCACAAGCUGGAACAUCGACAUCGACACCUCCGCCACAAUCGUCACCCGCGCACGGAGUCGAUCAAAAGCGAGAUGAUAAGUGA